This is a messenger RNA of Cariama cristata (Red-legged seriema), 1920 nucleotides long. It is a transcript of the gene MYO1D, whose product is annotated as myosin ID. The record is from RefSeq and is a predicted model, not a curated record. Lineage: Eukaryota; Metazoa; Chordata; Aves; Cariamiformes; Cariamidae. Bases 1 to 1920 code for a protein of 639 amino acids. Gene Ontology annotation, molecular function: actin filament binding; microfilament motor activity; ATP binding. Gene Ontology annotation, biological process: vesicle transport along actin filament; actin filament organization. The transcript has 15 exons. Gene Ontology annotation, cellular component: plasma membrane; cytoplasm; vesicle.
AUGUUGAUGGCAACAGAAAUACCUGAAUGUGUAGAAAGCGAGCUUGAUCGCAUCAGCAAAGCAAAAGCUUGCUAUACUCAGAAAUACAGUCGGUGUUUGUUUGAAAAAGGGCGGAUUUAUACGUUUAUUGGUGAGGUGGUCGUUUCCAUGAAUCCGUACAAAAACUUGAACAUCUAUGGGCGUGACAUGAUUGAGCAGUACAAAGGAAGGGAAUUGUACGAGAGACCUCCUCACCUCUUUGCAAUUGCUGAUGCCGCUUACAAAGCGAUGAAGAGGCGAUCGAAAGACACCUGUAUUGUCAUAUCAGGUGAAAGCGGGGCUGGGAAAACUGAGGCCAGUAAAUAUAUUAUGCAGUACAUAGCAGCCAUUACCAACCCCAGCCAGAGGGCCGAGGUGGAAAGAGUGAAGAACAUACUGCUGAAAUCCAACUGUGUGUUAGAGGCCUUUGGCAAUGCCAAAACAAACCGUAAUGACAAUUCCAGCAGGUUUGGAAAAUAUAUGGAUAUCAACUUUGAUUUUAAAGGAGACCCAAUAGGUGGGCAUAUCAAUAAUUACUUACUAGAAAAGUCUCGUGUGAUCGUGCAACAGCCAGGAGAACGAAGCUUUCAUUCUUUUUACCAGCUCCUCCAGGGGGGUUCUGACCAGAUGUUACGUUCUCUGCAUCUUCAGAAGGAUGCAUCUGCAUACAGCUACAUCUGUCCUGGAGCACAGCUAAAGUGUUCCAUCAAUGAUGGUGCAGAGUUCAAAGCAGUAGCUGAUGCCAUGAAAGUUAUAGGCUUCAAGCAAGAGGAGAUUCAGACUGUCUACAAAAUUGUGGCAGCCAUUCUUCACUUGGGGAACUUGAAGUUUUCUGUGGAUGGUGAUACACCUGUAAUAGAAAAUGGCAAGGUUGUGUCGAUCAUCGCCGACUUGCUGUCAACAAAAUCUGACAUGGUGGAGAAGGCUCUUUUGUUUCGAACUGUAGCUACAGGUCGGGAUGUCAUUGACAAACAACAUACUGAACAAGAAGCCACCUACGGCAGAGAUGCCUUUGCAAAAGCUAUAUACGAGCGCCUCUUUUGUUGGAUUGUGACACACAUCAAUGAUGUGAUUGAAGUGAAGAACUAUGACACUACAAUACAUGGGAAAAACACAGUCAUUGGUGUCCUGGAUAUCUAUGGCUUUGAAAUAUUUGACAAUAACAGUUUUGAGCAAUUUUGCAUUAAUUACUGCAAUGAAAAGCUACAGCAGCUCUUUAUUCAGCUGGUUCUAAAGCAGGAGCAGGAAGAGUACCAGCGAGAGGGAAUUCCCUGGAAGCAUAUUGAUUACUUUAACAAUCAGGUCAUCGUCGACCUGGUAGAGCAGCAGCACAAAGGGAUCAUUGCCAUUCUGGACGAUGCCUGCAUGAAUGUUGGAAAAGUGACAGAUGAGAUGUUCCUUGAGGCUCUUAAUAACAAGCUAGGGAAGCAUGCUCAUUUCUCCAGCAGAAAGCUUUGUGCAACUGACAAAACGCUGGAGUUUGACAGAGACUUUCGAAUCAAGCACUACGCUGGAGAUGUGAUUUACUCAGUCACUGGAUUUAUUGACAAAAACAAGGACACUUUAUUUCAAGACUUCAAGCGCCUCAUGUACAACAGCUCUAACCCUGUGUUGAAGAUGAUGUGGCCUGAAGGUAAACUGAGCAUCACUGAGGUAACCAAGAGACCUUUGACAGCUGCUACUCUUUUUAAGAACUCCAUGAUUGCACUAGUGGACAACCUGGCAUCGAAGGAGCCCUAUUAUGUCCGUUGCAUUAAGCCCAACGAUAAGAAGUCACCACAGCUUUUUGACGAGGAGCGUUGCAGGCAUCAGGUUGAAUACCUUGGCCUUUUGGAGAAUGUGAGAGUCCGCCGAGCAGGCUUUGCCUACCGCCAAACGUACGAAAAGUUUCUUCACAGGUAA